AUGAGACCUAAGGAGGCCUGUUCAGUUCUUACUCAUGCUGGCUUAUUUCAGAGGGAGUGCCUUUCCAUUCACGUGGGGCAAGCUGGUGUCCAGAUUGGGGAUGCUUGCUGGGAACUGUAUUGCCUGGAACAUGGAAUCCAUCCAGAUGGCUUUCUUCUCGACAGUAAAAAGGAUCAGUUGGAAAUUGCUAAAAUGGAGCCUAUGGAUGCCUCUUUCGAUACCUUCUUUUGUGAGACAAGAGCUGGGAAGCAUGCGCCCAGAGCACUCUUCAUUGAUCUAGAGCCAACUGUUAUAGAUGUGAUUAGAACAGGCAAGUAUCACUCACUCUUCCACCCAGAGCAGCUUAUUAGCGGGAAGGAGGAUGCUGCAAACAACUAUGCCCGAGGCCACUACUCUCUGGGGUCAGAGAUCAUCGACCUUGUGCUGGAGAGGAUCCGAAAGCUGGCAAAACAGUGCAGUGGACUGCAGGGAUUUUUGAUUUUCCGAAGCCUUGGAGGAGGCACUGGAUCAGGAUUUACAUCUCUCUUAAUGGAGCACCUCUCAAUACAAUAUGGCAGGAAGACUAAAUUGGAGUUCUCUGUCUAUCCAUCCCCAAGGAUCUCCACUGCUGUAGUAGAACCUUACAACUCCAUCCUCACCACCCAUUUCACAUUAGAGCACUCGGACUGUACCUUCAUGAUGGACAAUGAGGCCCUCUAUGACAUAUGCCAUCAUAAACUUGGUAUUGAACGACCCUCUUACGCCGUCAUUAAUAGCUUGAUAGGUCAGGCAGUAUCUUCCAUUACUGCUUCCCUCCGGUUUGAAGGGCCUUUGAAUGUGGACCUAAAUGAAUUUCAGACCAACCUAGUACCAUAUCCAAGAAUACAUUUCCCCAUGACAGCCUUUGCCCCCAUCGUUUCUGCUGACAAUGCCUACCACAAGAACUUCUCCGUGUCAGAUAUCACCAGUGCUUGUUUUGAGUUCUCCAACCAGCUGGUCAAGUGUGAUCCUCGACUGGGGAAAUACAUGGCCUGCUGCCUACUCUACAGAGGGGACGUGGUCCCUAAGGAUGUGAAUGCAGCAAUUGCAGCCAUGAAGUCAAGAAACUCUAUUCAGUUUGUGGAUUGGUGUCCAACUGGUUUCAAGGUGGGCAUCAAUAGUCAACCACCCACGAAGAUGCCAGGGAGUGAACUGGCCAAGGUCCAGAGGGCUGUCUGUAUGCUGAGCAAUACCACAGCAGUUGGAAAGGCCUGGGCCCACCUGAACCACAAGUUUGACCUCAUGUAUGCCAAGAAGGCAUUUCUGCAUUGGUACAUCAGAGAAGGCAUGGAAGAAGAGGAGUUUUCAGAGGCUAGGGAAGACCUGGCAGCUCUGGAGAAGGAUUAUGAGGAAGUAGGGCAAAGUUUCUGA
Messenger RNA from Miniopterus natalensis, 1389 nucleotides. RefSeq names its product tubulin alpha like 3 (gene TUBAL3). Gene Ontology annotation, biological process: microtubule-based process. Lineage: Eukaryota; Metazoa; Chordata; Mammalia; Chiroptera; Miniopteridae. The record is from RefSeq and is a predicted model, not a curated record. Gene Ontology annotation, molecular function: GTP binding; structural constituent of cytoskeleton. Gene Ontology annotation, cellular component: microtubule.